AGGAGAAGCAGCAGCAGAUGAUGGAGGAACCUUCAGACAGUCAGGAGUUUGAAGAGCUCUGGUUCCACAACUUAGUUGAAGUGGACGACAGUUCAUGGAAAAGCAGCAGGUUUAUCCCGGAGGAUCUGCAGAGUGUACCGUACGAGGCUCUGCUGGGUGACUACCUGCAGCCUCAGCCCUCGUCCUCUCCUCCGUCCUCCUCCACCGUCCCCGUCUCCUCAGAUUACCCCGGGGACCAUGACUUCACCCUGCACUUCCAGGAGUCCAGCACCGCCAAAUCUGUCACCUGCACCUACUCUCCGGAGUUGAAUAAGCUGUACUGUCAGUUAGCGAAGACGUGCCCGGUCCUGAUCGCGGUGGGCACCUCCCCGCCGCCUGGUGCCUUACUGAGAGCUACAGCCAUCUAUAAGAAAUCAGAGCACGUGGCUGAGGUGGUGCGGUGCUGUCCUCACCACGAGAGGAGCAACGACAGCAGUGAAGGUCCAGCUCCUCCGGGUCACCUGCUGCGUGUGGAGGGAAAUACUCGAGCUGUUUAUCAGGAGGAUGCGAUCACGUUCAGACACAGUGUGGUGGUGCCGUACGAACCCCCACAGGUGGGGUCGGAGUGUAUCACUGUGCUCUAUAACUACAUGUGUAACAGCAGCUGUAUGGGAGGAAUGAGCCGUCGUCCCAUCCUCACCAUCAUCGCCCUGGAGACACACGAUGGUCACUUGCUGGGACGGCGUUCCUUUGAGGUGCGGGUGUGUGCUUGUCCUGGUCGAGACCGGAAGACUGAGGAAAACAACUACAGAAAGCAGCAGGAGGCCAAAACAUCAGGGGACAAAACCCUCAGCAAGCGCAGCAUUAAAGAUUCGAGCUCUCGUCCCGACAGCAGCAAGAAAUCCAAACACAACAACAGUGACGAGGAGCUCUACACACUACAGGUGCGCGGUAAGGAGCGGUAUGAGUUUCUGAAGAAGAUUAAUGACGGUCUGGAGCUCAGUGAUAUGGUGCCCCCUGCUGACGCGGAGAAAUACCGCCAAAAAUUUCUCUCUAAGAGCUCCAGGAAGGAGAAGGACGGCGCCGCUCCGGAGCCCAAACGUGGUAAGAAGCGGCUGCUGAAGGAGGAGAAGAGCGACUCGGACUGAGCGGUGAAGAGAAGCGACACGCUAAUCAUCUUAUCUCUCUGUUUAAAACUGUUCUGUUCUGCUUCACCCGUUAGCCUCCAGAUCAGCAGUUAGCAUCUGGCUACAGGUUCUUUAGCUUUAUAGCUCUAGUCGUUCAGCGUUGUGUAACCACGAGAGGAAUCAUCACACCGUCUCCUGAAACCCCGACACGCCCAGAUUCACCUUCAUCAGGAACCAAUAAACCCACCAGUUUAUAUACCAGCAUCAGUUUUAGCAUCAGACUUUCAUCAGUGAGCUAACGCUACAAGCUAAAUCCUGUCUAAACCCUGAAAUCUCUCAUUGACAAAAGUAUUCACACCCCUCAGUUAAUACUGUGCAGACGCCCCCCUGUGGCAGCAGUUAGAGCUGCAGGUCCUGCACCUGGAUUUAGGCAGUUUAUCCCAUUAUUCAUGGUAGAUCCUCUCAGGCUCUGCCAGUUUGUUGGUGAGCGUCUUCAGGGGUCUCCACAGAUGUACGAUGGGGUUUAAGUCUGGGCUGGGACGCGUCCCCCUCCCUGAGACUUCUCCAGUGUUGUUUUGGCUGUAUGCUUCAGGUCAUUGUUGUGUUGAAAGGUGAACUUUCCAAACACCCCAUGGCAUGAUGCUACCACCACCAUGUUUCACUGUACUGCAGUGCUGUUCUGCCCAGAGAGUUUAAUUUAUAUCUCAUCAGACCGGAGAACCUCGUUCUUCACAUUCCUGCCACGUGCUACUGUGCCGUAAAGUCCUGCAGUCAUGGUUCUCCAUCCAACAGGUUCUUCAGAUCUACUCAGAUCUUCUGGGUUCCUCUCUUUCCUCCCUGACCAUGGAAGGUUCAGGGGUGUGCAGAGCCUCCUCUAGUUCAGAAUGAUUGAAUCCUCAGUAAACACUGAGUUGAGAUGAGUGGGUUCUUCUCGGUGUUUGAGGUGAAUGUGUGAUGAUUCCUUCACUCUGUUAUCAGACGGGUCAGUGCUGGUCACUCCUGCUCUCACAUCUCAUCAGAUCAGGUCUGCACCGAUGAUCAGAACCUCAGUGUGAUGGAUCAGUGAUCGUCUGUACAAUCACAUCAUGGAUCCACCUGUAUCAGAUCCCUAUAACCCGACUCUAAUCAGACUCUGUAUGGGUGUUAAUAUCAACACAGCGAUAUAUUUUAUAAGUAUCACAAUAUUACUGAGUAUCGUUCCUGAUGAAAAUGCACAAGUACAAAACCUCCGACUCUGAAUCAUCAGAGCAAAGAAACUAAAACUCUGAUAAACUGUGGGUUCGUUUCAGAAGCUGAUCCACAAUUCUAAUCAUAUUAUUAUUAUUAUAUUAUAUUUUAUAGUCGAUUAAUAAUACAAAGACAAAAAUAACAGAAUAAAACGGUUACACUGAACAUCACACAGUAAAUUAUUAUACAUCGUUUACUGUUUAACAUCAAUCACUGACUGUAAUUACUCAGCGUUCUAUGAUUCCAUCCACCAUCCCGACCCCCCACCACCACUGAAACACGACCCCAGUGCUAUCGCCUGGCCGGGCGCUGAACAGACACAGUUGUUUGUGCCUGUGGGAGGGAGGGAUGGAUGGUGAAUGCCUCAGCAGCAGUGCUCCGUGCUGUUUGCUCGAGGUGUUGGUGAGUGGUGUAAGAAUAUGAAGAGUUCAGCGUGUUCCUCUGUAUGUUCUGUUAGAAUUUGUCUGCGCCCGGUGAGGAGGAACAGUGAACAGGACCGUAGAUAAAAAGCUGCGAUAAAUAAAACUAUAUCUCUAUAUAAUUAAUAGAUAUUGACAGAAUUAUUGAUAUUAUUGAUAAUGAAGCUGCUGUUUGCUGAUUAAUUGGUUGAUUAGUGACGCGCCUACAUGUGAAAUGUAAAGAAAAGCUCAAACGUUUACGGUUUAUCACACUGAUAAUCUUUAGAUUCUGAAGUUCAGCUGCUGAGAUGCACAGAUUCAUAAAUCAGAACCCAGUAACUUAGAAAUAAAUAAAUUAUUAGUUUAUCAUUUAAUUUAGUUACUGAAACUUCACAUUAAACAUCAGAGCAGCUAUAAAAGCUUAAACAGUAAAUAAAAGAAUCCUGCAGAUUAAACUGAGUUCUGAGCUGAACUGAGUCGGUUAUAAAUCUGUGGGUUUGAAGGUCGCGGUUAUUAACAGGACUGAUGAUGAAGGUCGACGCCCACGUUCCUAACACGUGCAUUUUCAUCAGACCGGCGUUAUAAUGUAAACAAACGUUUCUAUAAAUCGUGAUCUACUGUAGGUCUGAUUAUCGGUUCAUGUUUAAUAUAAAACUAAUAAAACACACCGAGCAAACGAAUCAUCAUUCAUGUAAAGAAACGAGCCCCAAAUCUGAACGCCAGGUCAGAAAUCCCCCGAGCGUCCUCCAUCACGUUUCCAUCGCAGGUUUCUGACGUGUUUCAUGGUGCAUGAAAUUAAAGCUCUCAGGACGCCUGAUAAUCUUGAUUUAUCAUUUUUCUACUUUAUUUUUUAUACAUUUAUAUCUUAUCUUUUGUAAUCACGGCUGCUUUUGUGUACUCGGCUGUAUUUAGACGGCAGUAGUUUUGUAGGUUCUCUCUGUUCUUUUUUCAAGAAAAAUUUAAAACAAAAUAAAAUUGUUCUCACGUUUUCUUACAAAA
Messenger RNA from Trichomycterus rosablanca, 3730 nucleotides. It is a transcript of the gene tp53, whose product is annotated as tumor protein p53. The coding region runs from base 18 to 1127 and encodes 369 amino acids. NCBI's taxonomy places the organism in Eukaryota, Metazoa, Chordata, Actinopteri, Siluriformes, Trichomycteridae. Gene Ontology annotation, biological process: regulation of transcription by RNA polymerase II; apoptotic process; protein tetramerization. Gene Ontology annotation, cellular component: nucleus. The transcript is spliced from 10 exons. Gene Ontology annotation, molecular function: DNA-binding transcription factor activity, RNA polymerase II-specific; RNA polymerase II cis-regulatory region sequence-specific DNA binding. The record is from RefSeq and is a predicted model, not a curated record.